This is a messenger RNA of Macrobrachium nipponense, 588 nucleotides long. RefSeq lists its product as uncharacterized. NCBI's taxonomy places the organism in Eukaryota, Metazoa, Arthropoda, Malacostraca, Decapoda, Palaemonidae. The transcript has 2 exons. Bases 1 to 588 code for a protein of 195 amino acids. The record is from RefSeq and is a predicted model, not a curated record.
AUGCACGAGUGCCUUUAUAAACAAAUCCAGCCGACCCGGCGUCCACCCAUACGCCCACCACGCUUAGACGAUCUGUGGCGUCAAUCUCUUCCAAAUCAGCCAACGUCUGUAUCUGAACCCAUGAAUAAGUUCGUAACCCCGUUGAGCACAUACAACCCCAUUUAUAUCCCCAUUUCAAACCCCCUCCCUCUAAUACCAAAUCUGCCACCAUCCCCGCCUACGCCCACCCGCGGCCGCCCCCGAAGAGCUUACGGGCGUCUGACUGCGCUAGGAGGACGCCAACCAGUUCCAAGGGCUCUCUAUUCUCCCAUACUUACCAGCAGGUCCUCCUCCUCCUCCUCCUCCUCCUCUUCGCCACCUGCAUCAUCUUCGACCACAACCUCCUCCUCCUCCUCUCCAUCUUCCUUAAAUGGCCAACCACCACUUCCUAUUUCAUUCUUCCUUCAAACUACCUCUUCCUCCACUAUCGCGCACCCACCACCUCCUCCACCUCCUUUUCGCCUUCCUUCUCUAAUGCCCCCCACUACUUCCUCCCACACCCCAUGCCUUCCUCCCGCUGCGAGGUUUUCAUGGGUCCUCAUUAUUUAA